UUUUUUAAAACAUAACCUAGUUGCUGUUCAGUUCAAAGUUAGUUUCGUAGGUUGAAUUGUGCAUAAAUUUUCUCGUAUUUGGUUUGGAAAUGGCAUCGGCAGCAAAGAUUGGUGUAAAUUUUGUGUUGGGCAGAUGUGUACCAAGUGUUAAACAAAAUGCCGCAAAAAUUCGAGUUACUCAGCUAUUGCUUGAUGAAAGAAUAAACAUGUAUUUCGAAGAACAUGAACAUGUAUUUGCUUAUGAUCCAGAGAAGAAAGUGAAAACUGGCGAUGUUGUGCUAAUUCGACAGCUGCCAGAGAAAAAGACAACAUUGAUCACGCAUUCGGUUGAGAAGAUCAUUUAUAAAUUAGGCGAUGUGAUUGAUCCAGUCACAAGCAAAUCCGUUGUGGCUGACACAUACCGUGAAUUGAGUGACGAGAAGAAUCGUUUGUACGGAAAAGUAGACACAGCAUUUGAUUACAAAAAAGCACCUCCUCGUGGUCGACUCGAAGGUACAAGGGACUUAACAGACAAACCAACGUACACAAAAUUCUAUGCAGGGUGCGACGAUCCGUAUGCUUGGUAGUUUUUGUUUCGAAAUCAGCAUUUUUUUGAACGGAAUUCAAUCGGUGUUUCUAGUUAGUUGUUUGUAAAUAAAUUAAUUCUU
Molecule: messenger RNA, 647 nt
Organism: Sitodiplosis mosellana (orange wheat blossom midge)
Lineage: Eukaryota; Metazoa; Arthropoda; Insecta; Diptera; Cecidomyiidae
Gene: mRpS17
Product: 28S ribosomal protein S17, mitochondrial
Exons: 3
Coding region: 90-566 (158 amino acids)
Biological process (GO): mitochondrial translation
Cellular component (GO): mitochondrial small ribosomal subunit
Molecular function (GO): structural constituent of ribosome
Source: RefSeq, a predicted model, not a curated record